Molecule: messenger RNA, 3426 nt
Organism: Malania oleifera
Lineage: Eukaryota; Viridiplantae; Streptophyta; Magnoliopsida; Santalales; Ximeniaceae
Product: probably inactive leucine-rich repeat receptor-like protein kinase At3g28040
Exons: 2
Coding region: 277-3309 (1010 amino acids)
Biological process (GO): protein phosphorylation
Molecular function (GO): ATP binding; protein kinase activity; protein binding
Source: RefSeq, a predicted model, not a curated record
UCACAUUCAUCCCAUGCACUGCCAAUGUUCCUCCCCGAAAAAACGAAAAGAAAAUCAUUCUCUCUCUCUCUCUCUCUCUCUCUCUCUCUCUCUCUCUCUGCGAGAAUGGUGUUUUCGCUUUCGUCAAGCUAGCCACUGCAUGAUGUUCCGGUCCCCAACCCCAACCCACCGCUUCUAUUUCUCGACUUCAGAAUUGCCCAGCUAGCUCCCGCUGCUGCUUCAGCAAAAGCUAAGUACUCAGAGAGAGAGAGAGAGAGAGAGAGAGAGAGAGAGAGGAUGGGUUUUCUUCAACACCUGCUACUGCUUUCGCUAAUAUCAAUGGCGUCUUCCAAAAGCUGCAGGGGCAGCGAAGACGCUCCGCUCCAACUAAACGACGACGUGCUGGGCCUGAUCGUCUUCAAAUCCGGAAUCCACGACCCCUCCUCCCACCUCCAGUCUUGGAACGAAGACAAUGACUCUCCUUGCUCUUGGAAAUUCGUAAGCUGCAACCCCCUUUCCCGCCGAGUCUCUCAACUCUCCCUCGACGGCCUCGGCUUGUCGGGGAAGAUUGGGCGCGGACUCGAAGGGCUUCAACACCUGAAACUCCUCUCCCUCUCUUCCAACAAUUUCAGCGGCACCAUUAGCCCCAACCUUUUCCAAAUCCCCUCCCUUCAAACCCUCAACUUCUCCCACAAUAGCCUCUCAGGUCGGAUUCCAACCUCUGUUCUGAAUAUGAGUUCAAUCCGAUUUCUAGACCUUUCCUACAAUUCCCUCUCCGGCCCCCUACCGGACUCUCUGUUCCAGAACUGUUCCUCCCUCAGAUACCUUUCCUUAGCCCAAAAUUCUCUGGAGGGCCCAAUUCCCAGUACUUUACUGCAAAGAUGUGCCUCUCUAAGUGGACUCAAUCUAUCCAACAAUCAUUUUUCGGGUAGCCCAGAUUUCGCUAUGGGGAUUUGGUCACUGAAUCGCCUUCGCACAUUGGAUCUUUCCAACAAUGAGCUCUCUGGGUCUGUGCCAGAAGGAGUGCCGGUCUUGCAUAACUUGAAAGAGCUCAAUUUACAGGGGAAUCGCUUUUCCGGGCGAUUGCCUUCCGAUAUUGGGUUUUGCCCACACUUGAAUGUGUUGGAUUUAGGAAAUAAUCUGUUCAGUGGAGAGCUUCCGGUCUCUCUACAGAAGCUAAAUUCUCUGACUUUUUUGAGAGUGUCGAAUAACGCGUUAACUGGUGAAAUCCCUCUCUGGAUUGGUAACAUGAGCAGCCUGGAAUACUUUGAUUUCUCCGGAAAUGGUUUGUCGGGAACCAUUCCAUUUUCAGUCGGUGACCUGAAAUCGCUGAAACUUUUGAGUUUGUCUGAUAACAGGCUAAUUGGUGACAUACCAAUGUCACUGCUUUACUGCCACAAUCUUUCGGUGAUUCGGCUGCGAGGAAACUACUUGAAUGGUAGCAUCCCAGAUGGUUUGUUUGGUCUGGGUUUGGAGGAAAUUGAUUUAUCAGGAAAUGAGUUGACUGGACCCAUCCCGCCCGGUUCGAGCAGGGUUUUCGAGUCGCUCUUGAAGUUGGAUUUGUCCAGGAACCGGUUUGCAGGAUCCAUUCCUGUUGAAAUGGGUCUCUUCUCUAGGUUGACAUACCUGAAUUUGUCAUGGAACAGUCUCCAAUCCAGUAUGCCGCCCGAACUUGGGUACUUGCAGAAUCUAACAGUGUUAGAUCUUCGGAAGAGUGGCUUGUAUGGAUCAAUCCCGGCGGACAUAUGCGAUUCUGGGAGUUUGGGCAUUCUUCAAUUGGAUGAAAAUUCUUUCACAGGCCCCAUCCCCAAUGAGAUUGGCAAUUGUUCAUCUCUAUUCUUGCUGGGCUUGUCCCGUAAUAACUUGAACGGAUCGAUUCCAAAAUCCAUUGCAAUGUUGAGCAAGUUAAAGAUUCUGAAUUUGGAGUUCAACAUGUUGAGUGGAGAGAUACCAAUGGAGCUUGGGCGGUUGGAAAAUCUUCUUGCAGUGAAUAUAUCCUAUAACAGGCUUGAGGGCAGGCUUCCAGUUGGUGGUGUUUUUCCAAGCUUGGAUCAAAGUGCUCUGCAAGGAAAUUUAGGAAUUUGCUCACCAUUGUUGAAGGGGCCAUGUAUGAUGAAUGUUCCAAAGCCCCUUGUCCUCGACCCACAUGCCUAUAACAACCAUGUGGGUGGUCGUGAUCAUGACGGAAGAAAUGAAUCUUCCAAUUCCAAGGAAUUCCAGCACCAUAGGCUCCUCAGCGUUUCCGCCAUUGUUGCAAUCUCUGCAGCUCUCGUGAUUGCGGUCGGAGUCAUGCUCGUUGGCCUACUCAAUGUUUCCGUUCGGAGGAGGCUUGCUUUUGUUGACACUGCAUUGGAAAGCAUGUGCUCAAGUUCUUCCCGGUCGGGGUUUGUCGCUACUAUGGGAAAAUUCGUUCUGUUUGAUUUGAACACAUCACAAGAUUUGAUCAGCAUCAAACCCGAAUGCCUAAUUAACAAGGCUGCUGAGAUUGGCAGUGGAGUCUUUGGAACAGUUUAUAAGGCCUCACUGGGGCGAGGAGAGAUGGUAGCGAUUAAAAGGCUGGUUACAUCAAAUAUAAUCCAAUAUCCAGAAGACUUCGACCGAGAAGUUCGAGUCCUGGGAAAGGCAAGACACCCAAAUCUCAUAGACCUCAAAGGGUACUACUGGACUCCUCAAAUGCAGCUCCUGGUGUCAGAUUAUGCACCCAAUGGGAACUUACAAGCCAUGCUGCACGAAAGGCCCCCUUCUUCCGCCUCCCUUCCAUGGCCUAUCCGGCUCAAAAUCCUGCUUGGAACAGCUAAAGGGCUAGCCCAUUUGCACCAUUCCUUACGCCCGCCCAUCACACAUUACAACCUCAAACCAAGCAACAUUUUGCUUGACGAGAAUUACAACCCGAGGAUUUCAGACUUCGGGCUUGCAAGGCUUCUCACAAAGUUGGACAAGCACGUAAUUAGUACUAGAUUUCAAAGUGCACUGGGUUACGUCGCACCAGAGAUGGCGUGCCAGAGCUUGAGGGUGAACGAGAAAUGCGAUAUUUAUGGAUAUGGAGUGAUGAUCCUUGAGCUUGUGACGGGUAGAAGGCCGGUUGAGUAUGGAGAAGACAAUGUGGUGAUACUGGGAGACCAUGUAAGGGUUCUGCUGGAGCAAGGGAAUGUGUUGGAUUGUGUGGAUGGGAGCAUGGGGGAUUACCCAGAGGAGGAGGUGUUGCCGGUGCUCAAGCUGGCUCUGGUGUGUACUUCUCAGAUACCUUCAAGCAGGCCUUCAAUGGCAGAAGUGGUGCAGAUACUGCAGGUCAUCAAAACCCCCGUUCCCCAAGGGAUGGAAAUAUUCUAAUUUAAGAUUUAACCAAGAGAAUUUAAAUUGAUCGAGUACCGCCAGCCUCUCUCAUGGAUCUUCUCUUGAAAAAUGACUAUGUUAAUAUGCAAAAAUUUUAUGAAAUCAUUUCUUCUA